Messenger RNA from Microthlaspi erraticum, 846 nucleotides. Lineage: Eukaryota; Viridiplantae; Streptophyta; Magnoliopsida; Brassicales; Brassicaceae. The record is from the annotation of a GenBank genome assembly.
AUGUCCGCUAAUUCCCAUCCUCCUAAUUCCCAAAACGUCCUCUGUAAUGCAGCCGCCGGUGCCGCCGCCGGGGUUUUCGCGGCUACGUUUGUGUGUCCUCUCGAUGUUAUAAAAACGAGGUUUCAAGUUCAUGGUCUGCCAAAGCUUGGCGAUGCUAACAUCAAACGUAGCCUAAUAGUUGGGAGUCUAGAGCAGAUCUUCAAGAAAGAAGGGAUGCGUGGCUUAUACAGAGGUUUAUUUACAAUGUAUGACCAGCUCAAGAGCUUUCUUAUUUCAAAUGAUGCUGACCACAAACUCAGCGUUGGUGCUAACGUAAUGGCUGCCUCUGGUGCUGGAGCUGCUACUACUAUUGCCACUAAUCCUCUUUGGGUUGUCAAGACCAGACUUCAGACACAAGGAAUGAGAGCGAAUAUAAUGCCGUACAAAAGCACACUGUCUGCUUUAAGGAGAAAAGGUUACGAGGAAGGAAUCCGCGGACUGUACAGUGGUCUUGUGCCUGCACUAGCUGGUAUUAGUCAUGUUGCCAUUCAGUUCCCUACCUAUGAGAUGAUCAAAAUCUACUUGGCCAAGAAAGGUGAUAAAUCAAUCGAUAAUCUGAGUGCUCGUGAUGUAGCAAUUGCCUCUUCCAUUGCAAAGAUAUUUGCUUCCACAUUAACCUAUCCGCACGAGGUUGUGAGACGAGGCUUCAAGAGCAAGGACACCACAGUGAGAAACGUUACUCGGGGGGGAUGUGCAACGAAUCUGCUGAGAACAACUCCUGCUGCAGCUAUCACAUUCACUAGCUUCGAAAUGGUUCAUCGUUUCCUUGUCACUCGUUUGCCUUCUGAGCAAAGCUCUCUACUUUAA